Molecule: messenger RNA, 1011 nt
Organism: Batrachochytrium dendrobatidis JAM81
Lineage: Eukaryota; Fungi; Chytridiomycota; Chytridiomycetes; Rhizophydiales
Product: 3'(2'),5'-bisphosphate nucleotidase
Exons: 4
Coding region: 1-1011 (336 amino acids)
Biological process (GO): phosphatidylinositol phosphate biosynthetic process; sulfate assimilation
Molecular function (GO): 3'(2'),5'-bisphosphate nucleotidase activity
Source: RefSeq, a predicted model, not a curated record
AUGUCCACUAGAUCUGUGACUGUUUCGCUUUAUGCUAAGGAGAGAGAGGUUGGCAUCGAUGCUGUACUACGAGCAUCUCGUCUCUGUCAAACUGUAUUCAAGCACAUUGUAUCAUCACAGAGCAUCAUGAAAGCAGAUAAAUCUCCAGUCACCAUUGCAGACUAUGGUGCCCAGGCAGUUGUGAACUCGUUACUGAAAAAGGCGUUUCCCAAUGACCUUAUUGUUGGUGAAGAAGAUGCUGCAGAUCUGAAUACAAAUGAUACGCUUUCAACUCAAGUCGUUGACCUUGCCAAUUCUGUGUUGCCUAAUCCACUGAGUACACAAGAGAUAUUGACUGCGAUAGAUUUAGGAAAGUCUUUAGGCUGUAAACAAGGUCGGUUUUGGACACUGGAUCCCAUUGAUGGAACCAAAGGAUUUUUGCGUGGUGACCAGUAUGCAGUAUGCCUUGCUCUGAUUGUUGAUGGAGUUGUACAAGUUGCUGUUCAAGGAUGUCCCAAUCUACCCCACAGCAUAUCCGAUCCUUUUGGUAGUCGUGGGUCCCUAUUUGUAGCUGUGCGUGGUCAAGGUGCUUUCGAGAGAUUGAUGGACUCCAACCUUGAACAUCAAAUCCGAGUUUUGCAAGAAGAUAAUCCAGCAGGUACCCAAUUCUGUGAAUCUUUUGAAGCAGCACAUUCUUCACAGUCAGAUACAGCACAAAUUGGACAGAAGCUGAAUAUUUCCAAGCCUUCUGUACGCAUGGAUUCUCAAUGCAAAUAUGCUGUUCUUGCUCGCGGCGAUGCUGGAAUUUAUCUGCGCAUUCCUGCUCGUGCCGACUAUGUCGAAAAGAUUUGGGAUCAUGCGGGUGGAUCUUUGUUGGUUGAAGAGGCUGGUGGCCGUGUUAGCGAUGUGUCGGGGAAACCUCUAGAUUUUACUAAAGGUCGUACCUUGUCGGGUAACAAAGGUAUCGUUGCAACUAAUGGACUGAUACAUAAAAAAGUACUCGACGCAGUUCAAAGUGUUUUGAAAUUGUAA